Anopheles marshallii is the source of this 933-nucleotide messenger RNA. RefSeq names its product vacuolar protein sorting-associated protein VTA1 homolog (gene Vta1). Gene Ontology annotation, cellular component: multivesicular body. The coding region runs from base 1 to 933 and encodes 310 amino acids. The record is from RefSeq and is a predicted model, not a curated record. Gene Ontology annotation, biological process: late endosome to vacuole transport via multivesicular body sorting pathway. NCBI's taxonomy places the organism in Eukaryota, Metazoa, Arthropoda, Insecta, Diptera, Culicidae. The transcript has a single exon.
AUGGCCGCCAAUUUUCCACCCGUGUCAGCCGUGCUAAAGCCCAUUCAGCAUUAUCUCAAGACGGCCCAAGAGCAUGAUAGCCGUGAUCCAAUCGUCGCCUACUGGUGCCGCCUGUACGGGCUGCAGCUUGGCCUUAAGGUAUCAAACCAGGGCAUAGACGAACGAAAACUUCUGCUUGCAUUAAUGGAUUGGCUGGAAUCGACCAAGGCACAAAUGGCGGACAAUGAAUCUAUCACGAAUGAUGUGGCCGCUCAGGCAUACUUGGAAAACUACGCCCUCAAGUUAUUCCUCUACGCCGACAAGCAGGACCGUGCGAGCAACUUCGGAAAGAACGUCGUGAAAGCGUUUUACACCGCCGGGAUGAUCUACGACGUGUGUCAGAUAUUCGGUGAGCUGACGGAAGAAGUAACACAGAACCGAAAGUAUGCCAAGUGGAAGGCCUCCUACAUUCACAACUGCCUGAAAAAUGGCGAAACACCCGUUGCGGGCCCUCUGCCUACCGAGGAUGACAAAGAAUUCGACCAGGAUGCCUUUCUGCCGAACGUGGAUCCCCAGCCGGGACCGAGCAAUACUCCUGCCGCAUUGCCGCGCCCACCGGCAUCGCCACAGCCGCCACCGGUUGGCCCAACAAAUUUUACCACUACAGACCCGUUCAGCAACGUGAAAGCACCGACCCCACCGAGCGAACCGGAAAAACCACCGGGAGGAUUCCAACCUUACACGGGUGGACCGGUGGCAGGUGUGGCCGGCACACCGGUGGAAACGAAUCGGCUGAUAACACCAACGGGCGUGCAGCUCCGACCGGAACAAAUCACUAAAGCGCAGAAGUACUGCCGAUGGGCGGAAAGCGCACUCAACUACGAGGAUUUGAAUACGUCGAUCGAUAAUCUCCAGAGGGCGCUACGUCUGCUGCAAACCGGACAGGACGGCUAG